AUGCCGAACCAUGCUAGCUACGGACCGAACGACGGCCCGACCAUGAGUGCUACUACCACCCCUGACGGCGAUGCCGCUGUGAGGGGCGAUGAUGAGUUUGAUGAUGUGGGAGGCGAUGUGAUAGAGCUUCCUGCCGGUGAUGAUCAGUGGAAUGACUCCUCUUGGAGUCGCUGGGGAGAUCGUGAGUCUCAGUCGUGGGGGAGCGACCGAGCACAGUACGGUCAGCGAUGGGACACUGACGCGAGCAUCGGCUGGGGACGGCGCGCUAGCUGGGAUGCGACGACUGCUACGACCGGUGCGGCCGCUGACCGCUGGAGCAACUCCAGCGAGGACCCCUGGUCACACGGUCGUGACCCUUGGACAGGAGCACGAGACGAUGAUUGGCAAGCACGCGACCACGGAUGGCCGGGAGCUCAAGGAGAUACCUGGGCGGAUGGUCGAGUCGGCCGUUUCCAAGAGGGCGAUCAUGUUGACCGAGGAUCCGGAGCAUGGGGCGAAGGGCGAGUCUUCGAAGAAAAGGGGCUCGCUUGGAAUGGCUGGUCCCACUACGACAACGGCGGCUUCCAAGGUCAUCGAGGCGAUCAUGGAGGCUACUCAGGCGGAGGAAGAGCUUCGGAGAAGCUGGCGAUUCCUACCUUUACCGGCGAGGACACUGAGGAUGUCGGUGGGUCCGCAAGGAGCUAUCUUCGCCAAAUCGAGGCGUGGAGACGCAUGACGCUUCUCCCUGCCUCUCAGCAGGGACUCGUCCUCUACCAGAACCUGGGCGGCAAAGCGUGGAUUGCGGCCGAAGAACUUUCGGUCCCUCGCCUGGGAUCGAGCGAUGGGGUGAGCUACUUCGUCGCGUGGAUCAACGCGAGGUUCCUCGACCUGGAGGUGGCCCGCAUCGGCAAGGCGUUCUCGGACUUCUUUCGGCGCCUUAAGAGGCGGGCGGGGCAAUCGAUCAGGGAGUAUAACACCGAAUAUGAUCGUCUACACGCCAGGUUGCGAGAGGUCGGCUGCAGCAUCCCCCAAGAAUGUGCAGCAUGGCUUUACAUAGACCGUUUGCAGCUUGAAGAGGCCCAGGAGCUCAACUUGCUGGCGAGCGUCGGGAACGAGUACAACCUACAUCGGCUACAGCAGGCAGCGGUGCUACAUGAUCGAGGGCACCGGAAACCCUGGGAGAAUGGCAGGGCGCGCAAGCCCCACACCGCCCACUUCACUGCGGGCGGAGACGGCGGUUCUGGCGAUGAGGACCUCGGCCCGACCGAGGACAUAGAGCUUGAAGACGGAGUCCCAGAGGACGUGGCGGUGGCCUACGCGACCUACCAGAGCGCCAAGGAGAAGUACAAGGAACAGACCAAAGCGAGAGGCUACCAAGGCGACCGGGGGCCGCCUACCGCGAAGGACGGGAACGCCCGCAAGAGCGAGCUCAGUCGCGAGGAAAAGGUGAAGUUGAUGAAGGCCAGGUCGUUUUGCGGGAGUUGUGGGAAGAAGGGCCAUUGGCAUCGGGACCCGGUGUGCCCCAACUAUGCUACAUCGGCCCAGGGCGCUGCCAAGACUGCGCCGAAGGAGGUCGAGAUGUGCCACCAUGUUCCCGCUGAGGUUUUCUCUUUGAAGCACGACGGGGCCGCGCUCUUGGGCAUCACUGACACGGCGUGUGCUAAGGCCGUGGCCGGGACCAUGUGGCUCCAGCAGUAUAGCGACGCCUUGAAGCUCAUCGGCCAGAGCCCCGAGCUGAUUCGAGAAUCCGAGGCUUUCAGAUUUGGGACUGGGAAGGUGCACCACUCGUCGUUCCAUGUGCUCAUCCGUUUUCGCCUCGGGAACAGGACCGUCGAGAUGAAGACCUCCAUCAUCAACGGUGACGUGCCUCUUUUGAUGUCGAAGCCAGCCCUAGCACAGUUGGGGAUGGUUUAUGAUGUUGCCGAGAACCGGGCCGACUUCACGAAAGUUGGCCUCCGGAACUUUGAUUUGGUGACCACCUCUUCCGGUCACCCCGCUAUCCCGAUUAUCCCGGCGAAGCCGGAGCACGGUCAGGAAAGCCGCUUGAGACCGCAGUCGAUCAGUGGAAGUGCAAUCGUGAUGAAAGCUCCUUCCCGCUGCUCUGGGUUGGCAGAACCUCUUUCGCGAAAGUGCGAUCUAGCUCGACGCCCCUUCCCUCGUCGCCUUCGUUCGGAGAUGGCAUGCAGCAAGCCGCCGGCGAUUUCGAAGAUGACCAAGGUCGAGCUCCUCAGCGAGUGCAACCGGGUGGGCUUGGUGGUCCAUCGCAAUUGGACUUGCGAAGAGAUCAAGGCUACGAUCAUGGAGCACCGCAUGAACGACCCGCAGCAACAACAGGCCUCGGUGAUGAAGUCGGUCACCAGCCUUACGCUGGCGGAGCUCAAGGAGAAGGCCGACCAGCUGGGAGUUCAGUAUCCCAGCCAGGUGACGAAGGGCAACCUCAUCCGGCUCAUCAGGGACUCCACGAAGACGCCCGGCACGGAGCUGAUGAAGAUCGGCAAGUUCAAGGGCUACGAGUACCAAGAGGUGCCGAGGUCCUACGGCAUGUGGGCAGCGCGCGAGAUUCGGAUGAGUCCGAACCCACAUGUGGAACUUGUUCGAUUUGCCCAGUGGUGGGAGGCGAAGGAGUACGAGACCCACUACGGCGACCGGGGCACGAUCGAGGAGAACGCGACGGUCCCGUACCCCCUGGACACCAGCAGUGUGGCGGAUCUACCACACGACCCGAGGAACUCGAAGCGCGGGAACCCCUACGGCGACCUCCCGGAGAUGGAGGCGGAGACGGACCCCGCGACCCUCGAGGAAAUCCGUGCCCUGGAAACCAGGCUGGCGGUGCUGAAGCAGAAAGCGAAGGCGAGCUCCGCACCGCCCAAGGUCGGCGCCAGCGACUACAUGAAGGAGAAUGCCAAGGGCACGACCGACCUGAUCGUCCACUACCUCAUGAAAAAGGACACGUCUUUCGACUUCGGCAGGAUCUUGAUGAUCUUCGUGAAGACCGACAAGGACAAUAUGAGCACGGCGGCGACCAUUUUGGCGGAGUUCGAGCGCGGCAUUGUCGACAGCACGGUAAACUUUGCCUGCCAGACCGCGACCAAGCAGCACCGCGACGAGUUCACGGCAGCCCUCCUCAACAAGGACUUCGACUUCCACACCCUCGGCAAGCUCUUGGACACCCUCGACUACGACCCCGUUAAGGCGACAAGGGACGGUGUCUUUGGCGGAAAGACCGGCGAUAAAGUCAACUACUUCACCUACGGGAUGUUCACCCACGGCGGCGUGGUUGGAACUACGACCAAGACCCGGGAGCACGACAACGUCGCCCGCUACUUGAACGGUUUCGCCCGGCACCACCUUGGUGACAAGGCCACCUGGUCUUCGGUGAGUUUGUCGCGCAACACCGGGACCGAGGUGCACCACGACUUCAACAACCUCAAGGGCACGGCGAACUUCACCGUUUCGCUUGGACAAACAAAAGGGGGCGGCUUGUGGAUCGAGGACAGGUCGGUGACCGAGAACGACACCUACGGCGUCAAAUGGAGGAGGACCGGAACUGGACAAUGGCUGCCCGGGAGGAUCUACGAUACCAAGAACAAGUUUGUUGAGUUUGAUCCCUUCCUCAAACAUGGCACGGAAGCAUGGAGUGGGAACAGAUGGUCCGUUACCUACCACACCACCCGCAACCUCUACAAGGCCGGCGACGAGAUGAAGAAGUUCUUGCGAAAAUGCGGGUUUCCGUUGCCAAAGGGGACCGGGCGUUCUACUGGAGAGGCCAAGCUCGGCAACAAGCCGAGGGCGAGUGUACGGCGGAGCAUCUUCAACAAUGCGGCCCGGAUCAGCGUGAUGAUGGCGACCCUCAUAUCCGCAGCCGGGAACUACCUCGCCGAGCACGUCCAUCCACAGGUCCAGCGGAACCCGGUCGUGCUCUUCGAGAUCGGUGACACGGAGAGUACUCAGCAGGCAGCCGAGCUUGGCAAGGAUGUUUUCGAGCCGAUGACAUGGGAGCGUUACCGCUCCCCUGAAGGAAAGACCGACGCCUUCCACAUCGUGAACGGUGGGACUCCGAGAGAGCUGCGACUUCACUUGGAUGGGAAGUCCACCGAGUGCGACGAAGCCAUCCUCGAGCUCAUGAAGCAACAGGUCAACGAUGGAGGGACCGUGGUGCUCAGCGGGAAGCCCGGCGACACACUGUUUGAGCACAUCGACAAGGACCCUGGUUUGCUAGGUUGCAAGCAGCAUGGCUACGAGGAUGGGCUCAAGGUCUUCAUGGUCUUCUUUAAGGACAAGGAGACCACUCAGCGCGUCAAGGGUCCCGGGCGGGUUCAUGAAGUGAAAGUGGUCUCGUCCGAGGAGCCGGGCCAGGACAAUGAAGCACUGGCUAUGGGAGCGACGGGAAUAUCCUUUGGCAAGGACACGCCGAGACCGGUGGCCACAGCUCUCCGUCGUCUUCACCAGAACCUGGGACAUCCCCGACAAGAGGACCUUAUCCGCCAUUUGCGUUUGGCGGGAUGUGACCAGUCUGUCCUGAAGGCAGCUAGGUCAAUGCGGUGCCAGGUCUGUGAAGCCAACGCGGCCCCGAAGAUAGCGCGACCGAGCACUAUUCCACCCAUGGCCGACUUCAACGACACGCUGGGCCUCGACCUGUUCUUCUGCCACGACACGGACGACGUCAAGCACGCCUUCCUCUCCGUGGUCCAUUACGGGACCACCUACCAUACCGUGGUGAAGCUCGAUGGCCAAUCCGGCGAAGACAUCGAGGCUAAGUUCAAUGAGAUGUGGCUCAUCCCGUUCGGGCCCCCGAAAGCCGUCGUCAUCGAUCUGGAGGGCGGCUUGCAAUCGGCGCUUGGGCGUGUUUGCGACUGGCAUGGAAUCGGAGUUCGGAGCGUAGCGACCCAAAGCCACUGGCAGGCUGGAGUUGUUGAACGGCAACAGGCCUGGUGGAAGCACAUCUGGCAGAAGAUCAGCUACCAGCUCUCCAUCGGCGAGGACGAAGUGAAUGUGGCGGUGCCGAUUAUCAGCUCCGCCAAGAACGACCUUCGCAGAAGGUGUGGAUACAGUCCAUCGCAAUGGGUCUUUGGAAAGGCCCCGAGGGUCCCCGAAGAUCUCCAGGACCCUGAUGGCGGUGGGCACGUUAUGUGGGACGUCAGCGAGGACGCCAAGUACCAGAGGCAGUCGGCCAUGAGAGCAGCUGCCCGCGUCGCCUUCCACGAGAGCCAGACCGACGGCCGCCUGCGCAAGGCCCUCCUACAAAGGACCCGUGUUGCGGCACGCCCUCUCGAUGUUGGGGAGAGCGUGCACUUCUGGCACAAGCCGAAGAACAGGCGACAAGGAUGCUGGAGUGGCCCUGCAGUCAUCGUCGGCAAGGAAGGCGGCAAUUACUGGAUUUCUAAAGGGGGCCGGUGUCGACUCACCUCAGCCGAACACCUCCGUCCCACUACAGGAGAGGAGGUUGGAGCUUUGCUGGCGAUGAAGGGGACCCAGAAAGAAGCAGAGAUGCUUCUUAACCACGACCCCGACGGAGACGAGGCCUUUGAAGAAGACUUAGAGGAGCUCAUGCGCGACAUCGACGAAGAGAUGAGCUGGGCCGGUGACGAAGCCGACCAACCUGUUGACGACUUGGAGAUGGAAGGGGACCUGGAGCUGGAACCCCUACGUGAACAAGAUGCCGCGCCGGUCCCGAAGCGCAGGUUGAAGAGGAAGACUACGGCAGCCGAGCUCAACCCAGACCGCCACGAGGCGAUGAUGCUCAAGACCCACUUGACUACUCGUGGCCUCGAGAAGCGCAAAGAGAAGGAGCUCAAGUGGUCGGAAAUUCCGGCCGAGGUCCACGAGAAGUUCCGCGAGGCAGAGGCGACCCAGUGGAACGAGCAUUUGUCUUUUGAUGCUCUACAGCCGCUGUCGGUGGCGGAGAGUGAUCGAGUCCGCCGGGAAGUCCCGGCAGAGCGAAUUCUGAGGAGCAGGUGGGCCUACAAGGACAAAAACUGGGCUCGCAGACGCGAAGGGGAGGACGUACCUUGGAAGUGCAAAUCCCGACUUGUGAUCGCCGGGCACACCGACCCGGACCUCACCGACGAGAACCUCAGGCUGAACACGGACGCCCCUACAUUGUCCAGGAGCGGGCUCGCCUGCAUGCUCCAAAGGACCGCGGACGGCCUCGUGGAAGAUGACCCCUGGACACUGGCCGCAGGAGAUAUAAGGUGUGCGUUUCUCACCGGAAGCUACCUCUCCCGGGAACUGUACAUGCACCAGCCAAAGACCGGGUUUCCUGGACUGCUUCCAGGACAACUGGUGAAGAUCCAAAAGAAUGUCUUCGGCCUGGCCACCAGUCCUCACACCUGGUGGCAGGACUUGCAGAAUGGGAUCAACGAGGUCGAGAUCAAGAUCCCCGAGGACACCGACGCCUACCGCUUCGAGCCCUCAGCCAUGGACCCGUGCGUCUUUGCUCUGCGCAAGUGGGACGGAGAAAAGUUCUACGGCAUCCCUGUUGCUUACUUGGGAUGUCAUGUGGAUGACCUGCUGAUCGCCGGGCCAAGGAAGCUCCAGCAGAUCAUUCAGCAGGCGCUCGCCGGAAAGUUCGAGAUACAGACCUGGGAGGCCGAUGACUUCGAGUUCCUGGGUUCGAGGAUCGUGGUCGCCACCGACCGCAUCAAGAUGACCCAGGAAAAGUACGCGGAGACUCGCCUCUUCACCAUCGAGGUCCCCGCCGGCAUCGACGACAGCGAGGCCGCUCCGCAAGAGUUGUCUAGUGACAACCGCAGCCUGAUAGGCGCUCUUUCCUGGAUGAGUGCUCAGACUCGCCCUGACUUGACGUGCUCCGUCAGUAUGGCGCAGCAGUUGCAGAAGGCCCCCACCUAUGGAGACAUCAAGUUCACCAACGCCAUCGCGACGAAGGCCUACCAGUACCGCGAGCGAGGACUUGAGUUCAAGCCGAUUCCAAAGGGGAACCUGAUGAUCCUCGUCUUCCACGAUGCGGCUUGGGCGAACGUCCCGGAGGCAGACCCCGAGGAGGACUACUACGUGCUCACCCAGCAGGAGAACAUCGAUGGCCUCCAGACCGAGGGGCCAUAUGCGAACGGCUGUGUGAGAAAGGCGAAGAAAGGGAACUCCAAGGUCGCGUCGCAGCUUGGAAUCCUGGUGAUGUUCGCAGACAGGGCGGCCCUCGCUGGACAGGCCGGGAACGCCAAUGUGGCGGACUGGAAGUCUCGAGCGGGACAAAGGGUUUGCAGGAGCACCUUCGGCGCGGAGACCCAAGCUUGCGCUGAGGGACUUGAGACGGGGCAGUAUGUGAGGUCUAUGUACGAGACCUUGCUGAAAGGGGUCAUGACGGCCGUGGACGCUGCUGAGCUGCCCAUCCUCUGCCUGAGCGACUGCAGGUCGUUAUACGACCAUUUGAACAAGCAAGGCAUCCCAAGGGUGCCUAGCGACAAAAGGUUAGCUGUGGACCUAGCCGCUUUGCGACAAGGGCUGCGCUCCGAGAAGUGGAACGACAGCCUGCCAAUCGCAUGGAUCCCAGGAGCGCUCCAAAAGGGAGACGUCCUCACUAAGCCCCAGAACCCAUCUGACUGGUGGGACAGCAUUUCAACAAAGCUUCUUUUGCCUCUUGCCAUAGGGCAAGAGGGGGUUCUGAUCAGCAACAGGACGGUGAGACAGAGAACCAGUGUGAAACUUGAUGGUACUGUCAUGCUUGGCAGCAUCUUCCCUUUCGAAUACUUUAUCGUAUGA
Symbiodinium sp. CCMP2592 is the source of this 7695-nucleotide messenger RNA. NCBI's taxonomy places the organism in Eukaryota, Dinophyceae, Suessiales, Symbiodiniaceae. The record is from the annotation of a GenBank genome assembly.